CACAUCUUUUAUAAAAUUUUGUUAAAAAUCAUGUUUGCAGAAGAGAGAUGGAUGCCAGAUGGACCAUUGCUUCCACCAUUGUGGAGCCUUAAAAAGCCAAAGAACAGUCUUCUUCGUUUCCAAAGAAAAAAUUAGUACUCCUUUAUUCUCUCUCUCAUUCCAACUGUUUCAAAUCUCCAUGGAGAAAAGCGAUCCACUUAAAUCUCCUGAGAGCAGUGGCAGUGUAAAUUCGUCCAUACAUUAUCAGACGCCACCGUAUUACCGUUCAUCAUCGUCAUCAAGUUCAUCACCAGGUAUUGCUUCUUUACAGAGACAGAAACCUCGUAGUUUGCCGCCAAAAUCAUCAAUCUACAAUCCAGUUUUUUUAACUCCUCCUCCUUCAUCUUCUUCUACUGUACUAACACUAGAGGAACGAGUUUUCUAUACGAAUCUCUUGAUAGAGUACACCAAAUUGAAGAAUCUAUAUGCAUUAUGUUGUACUUAUGCUGAAAUGUCAUCAAACGAUAGAGAAGUUUUAGAGCAUGAAAAUGGUACUGUACGAGCAAUUACGGCAGAUCUUCAAAAUCAGUUAGAUCUAUUAGAAAAAUCUGGGAGAGUUACUAAUGAAUCUGUUGGUACAAAUACGGUGGCUCCUUCUUCCAACAACCGACUUCGUGUUUCUAGUACACCAUUCGUCCAGGGAACUGAGCAACGGGUACAGUUACCUACUCGUCCUGCAGCUGUUUAUCAGAGCAAAAAUGUUGGAGUUGAUGAUCAAAAGAAAAGGGGCCCACCACUCAGAGAUAUAUCCAACCAAAUGUCGAAGACGCGAUGAUGAAACACGUCCGGCAAAGAGAACAUCAUUCAGAAUAAAUGAUAGGGAUCGAAAGCAGUAUAAAGACAGAAGAAGCACACAGAUGUAUGAGUGGGGGUGACAUAUUUUUUUGUUUGUUAUUUUACCAUUCCUAUAGUGAAAGGGAAGAUGCACUUGUCACUGCAAGAGCGGACUAUCAAAGUACAUAGUACAAAUAGAGCAGAAAAGGAUUUUUCUUUUUUUUUAUGCAAAACAAAAACAUGUUCCAUUUUUUUUUGCUCA
Papaver somniferum (opium poppy) is the source of this 1075-nucleotide messenger RNA. RefSeq lists its product as uncharacterized. The coding region runs from base 59 to 814 and encodes 251 amino acids. The transcript has 2 exons. Lineage: Eukaryota; Viridiplantae; Streptophyta; Magnoliopsida; Ranunculales; Papaveraceae. The record is from RefSeq and is a predicted model, not a curated record.